Messenger RNA from Mauremys reevesii (Reeves's turtle), 2388 nucleotides. RefSeq names its product thioredoxin domain containing 5 (gene TXNDC5). The transcript has 10 exons. Gene Ontology annotation, molecular function: protein disulfide isomerase activity. The record is from RefSeq and is a predicted model, not a curated record. The coding region runs from base 63 to 1310 and encodes 415 amino acids. Lineage: Eukaryota; Metazoa; Chordata; Testudines; Geoemydidae. Gene Ontology annotation, biological process: protein folding. Gene Ontology annotation, cellular component: endoplasmic reticulum.
CGGUCGGCGGACGUGGCCCGGCUUCUCUGCCUCUCGCGCUCUCUGGGUCUCUCCGCGCCGCCAUGGCCGCUGCUCUGUGCCGCGGCGCCUCCCCCCGCCCCGGCCCGGCGCGGCUGCUGCUGCUGCUGCUCGGAGGCCUCCUGUGCGCGGCCCCGGCGCGGGGCGACGCGGAGCCGGACCCGGAGCUGGAUCCGCACGUGCGGCACCGUUACAACGCCGAGAUGCUGCGCCACGGCGCCCAGAGCGCCCCGCACUUCGUCAUGUUCUUCGCCCCCUGGUGUGGACACUGUCAACGUCUACAACCAACUUGGAAUGAUCUGGGAGACAAAUACAACAACAUGGAAAAUCCAUCAGUCUAUGUUGUAAAAGUGGAUUGCACUAUAGAUAUUCCACUCUGCUCUGAAUUUGGAAUCAGAGGAUACCCCACCCUAAAGCUGCUUAAGCCAGGCCAAGAACCUGUGAAAUACCAGGGUCCUAGAGACUUUCAGGCACUGGAAAGCUGGAUGUUGCAGACACUAAAUGAGGAACCAGCUGAGCAAGAAUCUGAUCUGCAACCACCAAAACUUCCGGAACCUAAACAGGGAAUGCAUGAUCUCUCAGCAGCCAAUUUCAAGAUGCAUGUAGCAGAAGGUAAUCACUUUAUCAAAUUCUUUGCCCCUUGGUGUGGCCACUGCAAGGCUUUGGCUCCAGCCUGGGAACAGCUGGCCUCGGUUCUUGAACAUUCUGAAACUGUCAAGAUUGGCAAGGUUGACUGUACACAACAUUCUGAAGUCUGUUCUGAAAACCAAGUUCGUGGAUAUCCCACCCUCCUCUGGUUUAGGAAUGGUGAAAAGGCUGACCAGUAUAAAGGAAAGAGGGAUUUGGAUUCAUUAAAGGAAUAUGUUGAUUCUCAGCUACAAAAUGCUGAGAGAGCCCCAGAUGCUGAUAAGCCAUCUGAAGUUCCACAGCAGCCUGCAGAACCCCCUCAUGAUGAGGCUACUGUCCUGUCUCUCUCUGAAAAAGACUUUGACCAAACCAUUGCUAAAGGGGUUACCUUUAUUAAAUUCUAUGCGCCAUGGUGCGGUCACUGUAAGAACUUGGCUCCAACUUGGGAGAACCUCUCCAAAGAACAAUUUCCAGGUUUGACAGAUGUCAAAAUAGCAAAAGUAGAUUGCACCAUCGAACGUAACGUCUGCAACAGAUUUUCUGUGAACGGUUAUCCAACACUGUUGCUUUUCCGAGCAGGGGAGAAAGUCAGUGAACACAAUGGAGCCAGAGAUCUUGAAACGCUGCAUAAGUUUGUUUUGCGUCAGGCAAGGGAUGAAUUGUAAAACACACAUGGAUACUUCUGCCCUGACUGUUCUUGUACACUAAUGGGGAGAGUUAAAUCAAGUUAAUGUUAUUGAUUUUCAAAGGGCGGGGUUGGUUUUUUGUUGUUGUUUUUGAAAACUGAAUGUACUGACUUGUGGUAUCUUCCUUGUGUGUGUGUUUUAAAGCCACACCGUACUGACUUUUUCAUUGUUUGUCAAGGAAAACUGGUAACAAGUAGUUACUGUGCAAAUUGAGUAUUUUCAGCAUUAGUAUUACUACAUUUCUACCUUCCCUGUUGAGAUAUAAAUGGUUUCCUUUGAGCCUAAAAUAGAUGAGGAAAAUCAAGUUAAGGGACUGGGUAAACUAUUUUUGAAUUUGGGUAAAGGCUUGCUACCAAAGUACAGCUUAUAAAGUGCUCACCGUUACUAGAAAGGUGCAAGCCACAGCUGUAUUAAUAAAUGUUGCCUUUUCAACUGAAGCUAAAAACUCUGUCUUAAUAUAGCAGCUGGUCAAAAAUUGGGAGGUUGAAAAAGAAAACACACCCCUUUGGAAGAUACCAGGCCACUGCUAGCUGCUUGUUUCCUGUUCAUAUUUCUCUAGUCAUGGGAGGCCCUAGCCAUAAUGAAAGUAGUGGUACUUUUACUAUGUGCCUGAAUAUUACUGAUGCCAUAGGAGAUGGGGGAUUUUAUAACAGUUCAAACAGGACACUUCUCUUCACUGCUAGAGGAGAGGAUGCUAUCAUAACAACCACUUCAUUAUUUUCCAAGAGAUGUCUACCUCUUUAACACAUUUAGAAACAACUGGUUGCAAAUAAUUUUCUGUACCAUAUUUAUCUUGCCCCAGUUUACUGCUAGAACCACUCAUCUGACUUAAGCAGCAGGAGCAGCUGAACUCAUGGGGUUUAUUUAAUAAGCAGAUUGAUACUUCAAAAGUGUUUCUUGUUCCUUAAAAUGAGAAGCAAAACUCUUCUUCAAUACCACUGUAAUUCAGUUCCUGUUGCUACCUUUGAAUGGGAGGACCAUACACAUUGUUGCCUUGAAUGAUGACCUACCUGAUUGUGUGAGGUGUUCUAAUACAUUAAAGCCAAAGAAUUUACAA